Molecule: messenger RNA, 216 nt
Organism: Clunio marinus
Lineage: Eukaryota; Metazoa; Arthropoda; Insecta; Diptera; Chironomidae
Source: the annotation of a GenBank genome assembly
AUGCAGAUCAUAAAAGAGUUGAUGACCUCUUCGGUUAUGAUAAUAAUAUACCUACAAAGCGUUCUGCACGUCAUGUCUGUACUUUUCUCAUCUCUCUGUCUACAAAUGCACAGUAAAAGAUUUCCAUGUGUUUGGAAAACUUCACAGUCUGGUGAGUGCAUAGAGAAAGCAGUAAAUUUUAUGUCGAAAAGCUUAGUGAUAAGGAACAAAAGAUAA